This is a messenger RNA of Phytophthora sojae, 1776 nucleotides long. RefSeq lists its product as hypothetical. The coding region runs from base 1 to 1776 and encodes 591 amino acids. The record is from RefSeq and is a predicted model, not a curated record. The transcript has a single exon. Lineage: Eukaryota; Oomycota; Peronosporomycetes; Peronosporales; Peronosporaceae.
AUGAGCGACUCUAAACCCGCCCCAAAGGCUGGAGGAAGUGUCAUCUACAGCGUUGGUUCGUGGCGACUUGGUGACGAUGGAUCCAUUCACCGGCGUGGGCGGCUGAAGUACUCGAGUGGGGACGUGUACGACGGCGAGUGGGUCGACGGCAAGCGUCACGGCCAAGGAGUGCUUACUUUCGGUUCGGGCGGUAGCUAUACGGGUGAGUUUGUGAACGAUCUGUUCGAAGGCUUUGGAGUGUUGCGCGUGCCCAAGGCGCAGCACCCGUUGACGAAGCAAUGGCUGCGUGGAGAGAAGUAUGAAGGAGACUUCUUUCGAGGGCUUAAGCACGGUCACGGCACUUGGCAGACCCGCAGCGGAGACCAGUAUGACGGUGAACUGAAGCAGGGAUUGUACGACGGCCGAGGAGUCUGCGUGUACGGGGCGUCGGGUGAUGUGUACGACGGGGAGUUUGUUCAUGGGCUGCGUCACGGGCGCGGUGAGUUGCGCUUUCGCAACGGAUCGACCUACAGCGGCGGCUUCCGGCUCGACAACUUCCACGGCUUCGGUCGGAUGUCGUAUGGAUCUGGGGGGAUCCAUGGCACAUACGCUGGGGAGUUCGUGGACGGUAAAAGGCAUGGACAAGGAGUGCGCACCUAUGGCAAUGCGGAAGCUAACAAGGCCAAUAGGAGACGAUACGAAGGUGAAUGGGAAGACGAUGAACCUCACGGUACCGGCGUCCUCGAGCGUGAUGGCUGCACUGCGGUGGGGAUUUUCGAGCGAGGUCUGCAGACAGGUCCAGGAGCGAUGCGCUUUGCCAAUGGUGAUACUUACGACGGGAACUUUGAGAACGGAGAUCUCCACGGUGAAGGCCGCUACGUGUAUCGGGACGGUGGAGUGUACGAAGGUUCGUUCGUGCGGUCCAAGCGUCAUGGCAAAGGCACGCGCGUGUUUUCUAACGGCGAUCGAUACGAGGGUAACUGGGUGGACGACCAGAUGCAUGGGCGAGGUGUGCACACGAGCACAGUUAUUGUGAAGCCUCGAAGCAAGAGCAAGAAGAACGGCGGGCGUGGGGUCUUGGUGUACGAUGGGGAAUACUGCAAUGGACACCAAACUGGCGAGGCUCGCAUCGUCUACGAGUUCACGCCGGAGACGGAAGAAAGACCACAGACGCCAGAGCCUGAGCAACACAAGCGCACAAAUUGGGAGUGGAAUGGCGAAUACGAGUUCCCUGAGGACUCCGGCUGCUGGCAUCGCGGGCGAGGCAAGACAACCUAUGAAGGGGGCGUCCUUCGCGGCCGGUUCCACGGCCAAGGCGCGUUGUGUUCACCUGAUGGGAAGUUGUGGCGUGGAGAAUGGGCCCACGGACAGCUUCACGGUCACGGCGAGCGUGUGUACCUCCCGCUGGAGUUUGAUACGCUGAUGACCAAGGACAUGCUGGAGAGGGACACCCCUGGCUUGACUUUGGCAGCAGGGGGUCCGAUGGGGCUGUAUGGAGUGGCGCAGUACGUUGGAGAGUUCGUAAAGAAUGUGCGGCAUGGUGAAGGCGAGCUGCUGUAUACGAAUGGGUAUCGUCUUCGUGGGAACUUCGUGAACGGCUUCGUUGAGGGUGUGGCGUGCUAUGGUUUCGGCGGACAAGGUCAAAACGCUCGGUGGCGAUACGGAGAGUUCGUUCGGGGCGAGCGCAAGCGAUGGCUGAGUGAAGAAGAGGAAGCAACGAUAGUGAAGCGCAAGAAGGACAAGGAAGACGCAGAAGCACGUCGGCAAUACCUGCUACGAGCGCUGGUGUCGCAAUAG